Neospora caninum is the source of this 3636-nucleotide messenger RNA. RefSeq names its product putative adaptin N terminal region domain-containing protein. The record is from RefSeq and is a predicted model, not a curated record. Gene Ontology annotation, biological process: intracellular protein transport; vesicle-mediated transport. The transcript has a single exon. Gene Ontology annotation, cellular component: membrane coat. NCBI's taxonomy places the organism in Eukaryota, Apicomplexa, Conoidasida, Eucoccidiorida, Sarcocystidae. The coding region runs from base 1 to 3636 and encodes 1211 amino acids.
AUGUCGCUGGCUCCGCUGAUGGCAUCGACCGGCCCAUUGCUAGAUCGUGCAUCCGCAGGUAUGCGGGCACUGAUCAGCAUUGUGUCGAAAAGUGAAUGCCAGUAUUUUGAGGAGGGUCAUUUCAACGCGGCCCAAGUGAAGAAAGAGCUGCAAGAUGCAAGCGUGGAAUCGAAAGUGACGGCCAUGAAGCGGCUUCUUGCUGCUCAUGCAGCCGGCGCCGACGUCUCUGCAUUGCUUCCUGAGGUUGUGAAGGCCAUUGCUGUGCCUGAUCUUGAACUCAAGCGCCUCGUUUAUCUUUUCCUUAUCCAACAUGCUGAAGGCAAUCGAGACCUUGCGCUCCUCUCCAUCAACUCCUUCCAGAAAGACUUGACUGAUAGGAAUCAGAUUGUUCGUGCUGCUGCUCUGAAAGCACUCGCUUCCAUACGACUUCUCGAAGUUGUGCAACUUCUUGUUGUCUCGCUGAAACGUGCGGCUGCAGACUGUUCACCGUUCGUUAGACGUACGGCGGCGCAGUGUGUGGUGAAGGUGUUUGCUCUUGACCAGGAUCAAUUUGAAGACUUGAAAAAUAUUGUCCUUACUCUUCUGGCUGAUGUGGAAGUGUCUGUUGUUGGUGCGGCCUUGGUUGCAUUUCGGGAACUGUGCCUUCGCCAUUCCCAUCUGCUUCUGCACGACGACGAAAACCAUCCAGACGACCGUGAUCAAUACUUGGAGUGUACAUACACCCCCACUGGAGAAGGCGGAGGCUUGCGGGCGACUUCUCCUCGCACCCCUGACGCCAUACCAGGUCUUGAGGGUGAAGGUCCAGGCAAAGAAGCAAGAGAAAUCUGGGGUCAAGCGGCUGCCUUGGCGCUUCUUCACCGGCAUUAUCGUCGUCUGCAAAAGUGUCUUCUUCAGUUGGAGCCUUUUGCUCAAGUCGUCGCCGUCGACAUUUUCUUGCGGUAUUGCCGUCUUUUCUUCGCUGAUCCGGUCGAACACUUUCGGCGGGAGACCCCCAACGUGACUGGGCCUUCAGCCAAGGAUCUGGGGCGAAAGAAUGAAACGGAAAGUUGGUCCGGCGCGGACCAGCGCUUCGGACUGUCCUCUGAAAAGGCACGCGCCCGCACCGAGGACAAGAGUGAAGGCAGUGGUGCCGCUGCCGCACAGGUGACCAUAGAGAAGCUUACUGCGGAUUCGCCGGGCAAUCCUGUGCCUCCGGAUUUUCGGCUGUUUCUGUCGAAUCUCCCACUUCUGCUGCACUCUGAGAGUCCGGCAGUUGUCGUGGCCGCAACGGCUGCCCUUUUCUCGCUUCUGCCUUCGGCGCCAGCAGCGUGGCAAGCCGCCGUUCACCCUCUGCUGAGGUGCCUGCACACGUCCGCGCCAGAUUUGCAAGAACCCCUGCUCCACACGAUAGCAGUGUUGGGGUCAUCAGCUCCGUCUCUGUUUAUUCCUCAUGUGCGAUCCUUCUUCCUUCGUUUCUCCGACUCCCCGGCAGUUAGGCAGGCCAAGCUCAAAGUCCUUCGUGGCCUUCUGGCCUCAGCGGCGUCACAGGAUUCUGCCGGUGAUGGAGCGAGUUCGCUGGCGCUUCUCCUAUUACCAGAGGUCACCACGUACAUUCACUGGCCAGGUGAUCAAGCCUUGCUUCCGUCUUCCUUCCGCCUGCUGACCUUCUUAGCUCUCCGAUUCCCAGGUGUUCAGGCAGCCUGUAUGCAAACUUUCGUUCGCCUCCUCGACGCACCGUCUCCGGCUCUCGCUGCGGAAGCCGUGCUGGCUCUGCAGACGUUGCUUCAGCGCCAGCUGGAGCAGCAGCGUGAAAGGAGCGCGCGAGGAGGGCAGCUGGGUCACCUGCUCUUGCAACUCGUUUCACAGUUUCCGCGGGUGCAUGCACCGCCAGCUCGCGCGUCGGUCGUCUGGAUCGUGGGACAGUAUCAGCGGGAAGUAGGUUGGGUGGCGGCUGACUUCUUGCGUCAGCUCGUGGCGAAGUUUAAAGCAGAAGCUGAAGAAGUCAAACUCCAAAUCCUGCUUCUCGCCCUCAAAGUCUGGGCCUUCCACUGGCUGAACAAGAGGGGACUCGCCCAUGAAACGCCAGACGACACCUUCAGUGGGCAUGCUGGGGAAGACGAGAGCGGUAGUUCUCAAGCAGCCAAAGGAGGGGAACAAAGUGGAGAUGUACGGAGUGACGAGACGGGCCAGUCGAGAGGAUCAGUGGGCGAUCAAAGACUGGAACAGAUACAACCAGGUUCUUGUGAUGUCCGCAUAACAGCCGGUUCUUACAGAGGAAUGCAGACACGCGAUGUCGUGACUGACGAAAUCGGUCCAGGUCGACAACCAACGGAGUCACCGCGACUGCUGCCGAUGCCUACGAAGGAAGAUAGUGAGGAAGCUUUCCCUAGGUUGGACGGUAUGCUCAAGUACAUUUGUGAAGUUGCAAGCUUUGAUAGGAGCUACGACGUUCGAGACAUGGCUCGCCUCUAUUUCACAUUGUCGCGGCUUUCUCUGUCGACGGAGCGGCCGGUGGCGGGGCAAAAGGGAGCGAGUGAAUCAGAAUGGAACACCAAAAGGGAAGAUCUGGCCCCAAAGCAAAUGCAAGUUGAGGGAGCUCGUGGCUCCACCUCACCUGAGGAAACAGGUCUAUCCGCAUAUGAGGGCCUGUCCGGCUUAGGGGGCGACACUCUGAAGCCGGGGACGCCUCUGGGGGGCAUGCAACAGUUUGCAAGCGCCUACAUGCGGUUCCUGGCAGCUGCCCCAGGCGCAAGAAUUCAGAAAGGGACCGGAGGACGAAGCGUCGAUCUCAAAAGCGGUUUUGUAUCCCGUGCCGCUACAGUAGCCGCCCACCUCGUUCUGCAGAAUGGGGACGAGCGCGACGAAGAACGGCCAGUCAGCCCGGACGUGCUUGAGGACAGCCACAGUCCAGUGUUCGUUUUGGGGUCUCUUUCUGACCACGUGGCUGAGCGAAUGAUUGGCUACGCCUCACUGCCUCCUUUCGCUGACGAAAAUUCGUCGGACCAACUGCGCCAUGUGGAGACAGAAGAACGGCGCGCUCUCGUCAUUGGGCCCGCAGGUGCGGCGGGGCGGUCUUCAGGAGGUGUCUCUCCUCAGAAGGAGCUAAAAUCGAUCUCCUCUGAGGAUGUUGUUGUUCGGAGGAAUGCAGCAGCACUGAUGGGACGCGAAGCGGUCGCGAAGACCGCCCUCACACCUCUCGACCUCGAUUCCUUCUACAGCGACCUUUGCGGUGUCCCUGGUACUUCCGUGUUGACGGAGACAGGGGUGGCCUCAUCGCAGCAACAAGGCUGGGGGGAGGCAACUGGCGGUCGGCAGACUCGAGCCGAACGGGAGGACACAAGCGGAAGAACCAAUUUGUGGCAGAUGUUUGGAAACACUGCAGAUCCUGGUAGCCACGCGGAAGUAGGAGCGAGUGAACAGAUGUGUCGACAAGGGACUCACCAAACAAGUAGAAUGGGUGGUGUUAAAAGCACAGGAUGCGGCGGAGGUGUGGCUGUAGCUGGUGAAGACGAUGAAAGUGAAGACGAAGACCGUGAGUGGCGUGCAGCUACAGUCGGCGAGAAAGAUCUCUGCGACGGAUCCUGUGGUAACGACGGUAGCCGGGGAGACGACAGAGAGGAUGCAGGAGACUGGAAAUUCAUGCCAGCCGCUCGAUGA